AUUCCUAAAUAUGUUAGCACAUCAGUAGACUGUACCAGUUCCAGCGUAUCGUUGACGAUAACUGAGACGAAAAUCGAGGACUUGUUGACGAGAACCAGGGGUUCGUUGACGAAGGAGAGGGAGCGUUCCGUCGUCGUCGUCGUCGUUGUCGUCUUCUCGCAGAAGGGAAUACUUGACCGCACGCUGGUGAGUGUUGUCGAUUUGAACAUGCGGGAAAGAGCAGCGGCAGCCAUGGCCAUGGCGUCCUCGGCGUCGGUACUUGCACGGGAUUCUUGCUUCUACCGUGUUGUAUCUUUCGGCAGAAACAGGAUCUCAGCGCGUGGUGUAUAUGGCAAAGAAAAAGAAUUCGGUUCAAAUGGCGUGCAUGAGGUAGAAUUUCCACGUCAAUUUUUUCGAAGUGAGCGUCCAUCAGCAAUUACCUGCGUUGCGGACAGUCAAGCUUCCACAUCUAUUAGCAGGCAGCCCCGAGAGCUCCUUGUACCUAUUCCUCAGCUUGUUGAGGCUCGAGUAAUUUUUGCUGCUGCACCGGCCUUGGGUCAUUACCAGGAAGGGCAUCCCGAAUCUAACGAAAGAGUGCCUUCCAUUCUUGAAGCUCUGGAAAGGGGGAAACUGACACCUGAGUUUCGUGGCAACGAGGUUUUAAGGAUUCAGAAUUUCAAAGCAGCAUCACAGGAGGAUGUAGCUGCGGUUCACUCUCUGGGUUAUGUUAAGGGACUGGAAAGGGCAAUGCAAAAGGCAGAAGACGAAGGCCUUAUAUUUCUAGAUAACUCAGGACCUACGUACGCGACAUCGUCUACUUAUCAUGAUUCUAUGCUGGCGGCAGGUGCAAGCUUAGCGCUGGUGGAUUCUGUGGUGGCAGCAUCAAAGGAGACCCAGAAUCCUCCCGUCGGUUUCGCUCUUGUGCGACCUCCAGGUCAUCAUGCAGUUCCUGCGGGGCCGAUGGGCUUCUGUGUGUUUGGGAAUAUUGCCGUGGCUGCUCGCUAUGCACAACAAGCACACGGGUUGCAGCGUGUUUUCAUUAUUGAUUAUGAUGUUCAUCAUGGCAAUGGGACUAAUGACGCCUUCUACGACGACUCCGACAUAUAUUUCCUCUCCACACACCAGGAUGGUAGUUAUCCAGGGACUGGGAAGAUGAGUGAAGUUGGUGCUGGCUCUGGAGAAGGGGCAACUCUUAAUCUGCCUUUGCCAGGGGGUUCGGGAGAUGACACAAUGGCACGUGUAUUUGAAGAAGUAAUUGCGCCUGCUGCUCAACGUUUCAAACCUGAUAUCAUUCUGGUGUCUGCUGGGUUUGAUGCACACGUCCAAGAUCCCUUGGCAGGGAUGCAGUUCACAACGGGAACGUAUUAUCGACUUGCAUCUGAUAUCAAGAGUUUGGCGCAAAGUCUUUGUGGAGGCCGGUGUGUUUUUUUCCUCGAGGGAGGAUAUGACCUCAAAUCUUUGUCAAACAGUGUUGCAGAUUCAUUCCGAGCUUUUCUUGGAGACAAGAGCUUGUCAAGCAGGCUUGAUAAUCCAGCUGUUUUGUAUGAUGAACCCAGCUUGUAUGCAAGGCAAGCAAUUGAUGAGAUCAAAUCCAUCCAUUCACUGUAAAAUUAAAAUCUCGACUCUAGAUAGAUUCGAAGUAUUUCGAGAAAGCUUAUGGACACGUGAUAACAUGAAUGCGCUCUAUUCCCAUGAAUACAUAACAGAUCUUCACUGGAGGAUGUAGCUUGUAUCUCAAUCAUAAAUCGAUUGUUACGUUGACUUCUAAAUGCACUGGGGGUGUGACAUGGGGCUACAACUAUUGCUUGAGGUUCAUUAAUUCUGUGAGAAAGAGAGGAUCAAGAUAGCUUUAUCACCACCUGUGGAGGAACAAUCCAUUAUGGUGUAGGACAUGUAUCACGUUAAUUAUCUCACUUAGUCAUUUAUUCAUUCGA
Messenger RNA from Physcomitrium patens, 1913 nucleotides. RefSeq lists its product as uncharacterized. Gene Ontology annotation, molecular function: histone deacetylase activity. Gene Ontology annotation, cellular component: histone deacetylase complex; cytoplasm. Lineage: Eukaryota; Viridiplantae; Streptophyta; Bryopsida; Funariales; Funariaceae. The record is from RefSeq and is a predicted model, not a curated record. Gene Ontology annotation, biological process: epigenetic regulation of gene expression.